AUGUUCUCCAAGAUUGCAUCUCUUCUCGCUCUUGUGGCCAGUGCCAACGCACAUGGCUAUCUCUCUUCCCCUAUGAGCAGGACUGGUUUGAAUGCUCAAUCUGGCGCUGAUACAUGCCCGGAAUGUACCAUCCUCGAACCUGUUACAGCAUGGCCUGACCUUGACGCCGCAGCGGUGGGUCGCUCAGGUCCUUGCGGAUACAACGCCCGCGUGUCCGUCGAUUACAAUCAGCCCGGUCCUCGCUGGGGUUCGCAACCCGUCAUCACCUACAAGUCCGGUGAUGUCGUCGAUGUACAAUGGUGCCUCGAUGCCAAUGGUGACCAUGGUGGCAUGUUCAGCUACCGCAUCUGCCAGAAUCAGGCUCUCGUCGACAAAUUUCUGACACCGGGUUAUCUUCCUACGGAAGCGGAGAAGCAGGCUGCUGAAGACUGCUUCGAGGCUGGUGAGCUGAAGUGCACUGAUGUUGCUGGGCAGACGUGCGGUUACAACUCUGACUGUCAAGAGGGUCAGCCUUGCUGGAGGAACGACUGGUUCACAUGCGGUGGCUUCAAUGAUGGCUCAAAAUGCAGGAGCGUCGACAACGCACCACUCAAUUCGUGCUACACCAGCAUCGCAGGCGGAUACACAGUCAGCUCGAAGAUCAAGAUCCCCAACUACUCAAGCAACCACACGCUGCUGUCGUUCAAGUGGAACUCGUUCCAAACACCGCAGGUCUACCUGACUUGCGCAGACAUCAAGAUUACUGGCAGUGGCUCGGGCGGCUCAACCCCACCAGCUUCGAGCAAGGCUCCCGCGUCUUCAACGAAGGCGACUUCAACCUCGACGGCGGCACCUACUGGCUGCGCAUCGCCUGUAACCACAGUAGCUGUGACGUUCAACUCGAAGACCACAACAUCGUUCGGCCAGACUGUCAAGAUCGUUGGUUCGAUUGCCCAGCUCGGCAGCUGGAACGCAGCGUCUGCGCCUGCGCUAUCUGCGAGCCAAUACACCACCGCAAACCCGCUUUGGUCGACAAAAAUCAACCUUCCGGCUGGUGUCAGCUUCGAAUACAAGUUCAUCAAGGUCGAGAGCAGUGGUACGGUGACCUACGAGUCAGGUGCUCACCGCGUGUAUACCGUGCCGAAGGGGUGUUCGAGCGCGGCCACCGUUGCUAGCACGUGGAAGUAG
Molecule: messenger RNA, 1167 nt
Organism: Alternaria incomplexa
Lineage: Eukaryota; Fungi; Ascomycota; Dothideomycetes; Pleosporales; Pleosporaceae
Exons: 3
Coding region: 1-1167 (388 amino acids)
Molecular function (GO): starch binding
Source: RefSeq, a predicted model, not a curated record